This is a messenger RNA of Ramularia collo-cygni, 681 nucleotides long. RefSeq lists its product as uncharacterized. Lineage: Eukaryota; Fungi; Ascomycota; Dothideomycetes; Mycosphaerellales; Mycosphaerellaceae. The coding region runs from base 1 to 681 and encodes 226 amino acids. The transcript has 2 exons. The record is from RefSeq and is a predicted model, not a curated record.
AUGUAUCUCAAACAGGCGGAUGGCAGUACGGCGAGACUCAUGAUCAAUGGCGGGCGCCACUCAGAGGACAUCGGCGUACCUGCAAAAGCUGAAGGAGAUGACAGAGUCCGCACCAUUCAUUUCUUGCCAACAGGAAUCGACGUCCGGAACUUCGACGGAAACUCUCUGAGCUCGAAAGGAAAGCGACUGCUGCGCAACCCCACGUUCCCUGGCGCCUUGAUGCUGUACAAGGCGAUUAUGAACGAGAAGAAUGAUACCAUGGACGAUGUUAUCAAGCUGUGGGAGGAGGAAACCGGUCUGAACUUUGAUGAGACAUUCCCACACCCCGGCCUCGAUGCGUGCAUGGAGUGCUUCCACAAGGGUCUGCCAUGCGACGGUGCGCCUUGCCGAAGAUGCAUAGAUACUGGAGCUCCACGUUGCACUUUUCAAGCCCUUCCACCAGAUCGAGUCAACGUCUCCAAGUACGGCCAACUAUCAUCGACGGAAUCUUCGGCAACGGAACGAGUCGAGUCCCACAGCCGUCGCUGGCACAAGAAGACUUUGUUGAAGACAAUUCGCAAACUACUACAGGUCUCGAUGAGAUUCCAGAGGAAGAUGACGAUGACGACGAGCCUGCGGAAUUCAUCGGCAAAGGCAAGGGUAGAGCCGCUGCUCCCCAGCCUGCUAGUCGCCGGAGGAUGA